This is a messenger RNA of Anneissia japonica, 1275 nucleotides long. RefSeq lists its product as uncharacterized. The record is from RefSeq and is a predicted model, not a curated record. Lineage: Eukaryota; Metazoa; Echinodermata; Crinoidea; Comatulida; Comatulidae. The annotation marks the transcript as partial. The transcript has a single exon.
AUGUUUUAUUGCUUCAAAGUGACACCAGACCAGAGAGAUUACUUGAGGUUCUUCUGGUACGAAGAUAACAUUUUUGGUAAACCGAUAAUUGAAUAUCGUAUGUGCGUACAUGUCUUCGGAAAUAAGCCUUCACCGGCAGUAGCCACAUAUGGCCUACGGGAAAUCGUCAAAGAUGCCGAUCCUGAUAUCCGGGAGUUUGUGAACAAAAACUUUUAUGUGGAUGACGGGCUGACGUCAUGCGAAGACGCCACGACAGCUAUUUCCUUGUUACAACGUACGCAAGCAGUGUUGAAGAAUGGGGGUGGAAUCAGACUUCACAAGUUUGCCUCCAACAGUCCAGAAGUCGUGAAUGCUUUCCCCACAGAAGACAUAGUUAAACAUGUGAGGGAAUUUGGCUUGGGAAAUGGAGAUGCUCCUGAUCAAAGUAGCCUGGGUGUAAUAUGGAAUUUAAAAAAUGAUACAUUCAGAUUUGAUGUAAACUUAAGAGACAUGCCAUUUACUCGAAGAGGAAUUCUUUCAUUAAUUAACGGCAUCUUUGACCCUCUCGGUUUCCUGGCCCCGGUUUUGGUUAGAGCUAGAGUGUUGCUGAGGGAAAUGAUGGAAUCAACGAACACGUGGGACGAGCCCCUACCUUUAGUCUUCGAGCAAAGAUGGAAAUCAUGGAAAAAUAGUUUAUCAGCUUUGAAAUCCCUAAACAUACCACGAACAUAUCGCAAAGCCAGGCCCAUAGAUAUCAUCAGCGAAAAUCUGCUGGUUUAUUGCGAUGCAUCCGAACAGGCUGUGGCAGCCGUAGUUGAUUUGCAGACCGUCACCCCUGUAGGCACUGAAGUUGGAUUUGUGAUUGGCAAAUCUCGCAUUGCACCAAAGCAGGGCUACACGAUCCCCAGGUUGGAGCUUUGUUCGGCUGUUCUUGCCGUCGAACUGGCUAAAACAGCAUCUACAGAAUUGGACAUGUCUCCUACAAACAUAAGGUAUUACUCAGAUAGUAAAGUUGCUCUGGGCUAUAUCAGUAACACCACCAAACGGUUUCAUACCUUCGUGGCCAAUAGAGUUAACAAGAUAACACGCUUCAGUACAUAUCAACAGUGGUUUUAUGUUGCAUCUGAAAAGAACCCUGCUGAUCAAGGCACAAGGUGUCUGGACGCCUCUAGGCUUUCAGAGUCUGUCUGGCUUACCGGACCUAGGCAGCCCUACACAGAUGAGGGGAGAAAUAGCAUGUUUCCUCUUGUUGAACCACAGAUGGACAAAGAAAUCAGGAAGGAAGAUAUCUGCACA